GGGCGGCUGGGGGCAGGGUUUCCUGAGGUCAUCCGUUCAUUCGUUAACUCUUCAUUCUCUCAUCACCCCUCUGCCUUGGGGCAAGUCCCCGCUUUCUCCUCCUUGUGGAGGGGGGAGGAGGGCGGAGAGGAAAAGAUAAAAGUACCUGCAAGUCAAGUAGGAGUGGGAGUGAAAUUAGCAUUUAAAUAGCAUUUGUUGAGCUCUUGGAUACUGCAUUAUCUCAUCCAAUUUUCACAACCCAUUUUACUGACCGCUAGCUAAGGCUGAGAACAGCCCAACUUACUGUGCCUUACCUGUAAGUUUUGGGGAGACUUUGAGGACGUGAAGGUUGACCUCCAGAAUAGUCAUCCUCUGUAAGGCAACCCCGCCCCCCCAAUACACCUGCCUGUCCUUCCCUCCCCAUAGCCAAACCAUCAACAGGUCCAAUUGGUUGUCUCCAAAAGAAAGACUGAAUUCAGCUGCUGCUCUCUCCAUCUCCUGGCUAAAAUCCCAGCUGGUCACAUCUUUCCUACCAAGUGAUCUGUUGGAAAUGUAAAAUUAUUCAUAAUAAAACAGACAGUUUCCAAAUAUGCUUAGCCUAGAAUGACCUUCACACCCUUGCACGCAGCAGUCCCUACCUGGAAGCUUCGGGUCUCCGCCCGGGACCCUUUCUCUGAAAGGCCUUCUCCUGCCGGUCACUCUAUUUAUAGCUUCUGUAUUACCGAACAUUAUCCUCUGUAUUCUUUCCUUGUUUAUUUCUGUCUGCAUCUCCAAAAUGUAACCUGAGUGAGGGCAGGGACUGUAUUCUUCUUGUUAACAGAUGAGUUCCAGCGCUUACAACAGGGAGCUUGAUGGGUAAGAAAGCGAGAAGCUCGUAAUUUUAAAUCAUUUACCCACACAGCAACUCCCUGUGGGGAUCCCAAAUGAAUCCCCAGGGAGAGGUGCACCGAGUUACAGCUCCCAAACCACAGGGUGAUCCUCCAGUUACAGAACAAAUUCUAAACUCCAAACACGGGGGGGACAGUACUUGCAACUCGCCCAGGAGGCCAGCAGGUGGCGCGCGGAGGCCGCCCACCGCCUUGCUUUGCAGCGCUGCCUGCGCUUCCCAGCUCGCCGGUCGAAAUCCACCCGGAAGUACUGCUGCGGACCCGGAUGGACAGAUUCCUGGUGAAGAGGGCUCUCGGGGGCCUUGUGGGAAAGAGGGAGCAGGAGCAGACAGGAGCAGGCCCAGCUGAGCUGGGAGAAGACGAGGAAAGCGCCAGGAAGAGGCCCAGGAGAGAAACGCCGGGGAGUGGUGCUGACUCGGCCGGCCUCAGCUGGCGACGCAUUCGAUCCGAGGGCCUGGACUGCGAUUACACAGUCCUGUUUGGCAAAGCCGAAGCGGACGAGAUUUUCCGAGAGCUGGAGCAAGAAGUGGAAUAUUUUACAGGUGCGCUGGCCAAGGUGCAGGUGUUUGGGAAGUGGCACAGCGUGCCAAGGAAGCAGGCGACGUACGGCGACGCUGGGCUGACCUACACGUUUUCAGGCCUCACUCUGUCUCCAAAACCCUGGAUCCCCGUUCUAGAGCGAGUCCGGGAUCGUGUUUCUUUGGUGACUGGGCAGACCUUCAACUUUGUGCUCGUUAACAGGUAUAAAGACGGCUGCGACCACAUUGGGGAACACCGAGAUGACGAAAGAGAACUGGCUCCUGGGAGCCCCAUCGCCUCCGUCUCCUUUGGGGCCUGCAGAGACUUCUUCUUCCGGCACAGACAUGCUCGAGGGAGAAGCCCCUCCCGGAGGCUGGAGGUGGUCAGGCUGCCGCUGGCCCAUGGGAGUCUACUGAUGAUGAACCACCCGACCAACUCUCACUGGUAUCACAGUCUCCCCGUCCGCAAGAACGUUCUGGCUCCGCGCGUCAAUCUGACCUUUCGUAGAAUUCUGCCUACUAGAAAGUAAAAAUAUUUUCCGGUUAGUACUUCUGUUUUCUGUUUCCUCUCGACUCAAGGAUGGAGCUGACAUUGCCUUUACCAACGGGAAAAGAAAAGGCUUAACGUUACAUAACCAUUCAGAAAGAGGAUGUUUCUGUCACAUCAGUACAUGAUGAAAUAGCCCUGGCUCAGUCGGUAGGAGCGUAGUUCCAUCCACUGACAGGUCCCAGGUUCGAUUCCUGGCCAGAGCACAUGCCGAGAUUGCAGUUUCGAUCCCGGCUCCAGCUGGGGGCAUGGUCAGGGCAAGUGCAGAAGGCAACCGAUCGAUGUUUCUCUCUCACAUCGAUGCUGCUCUCACUCUCCUUUCCCCUCUCUAAAAACCAGUGAAAAUGUCCUCCGGUGAGGAUUUAAAAAAAUAAAUUAUGAAAGAAUACCAGUUGAUUUUUUCCUGAAAAUGAUUCUUUUAUUGCUAUAAUACACAGCAGAUACAAAAGGUACCUUUAGCAAGUACAUAAAUCAGCAGUUAUUAUGGCAUAAACUACUACUUUAACUUAGGUUUUUCCAAAAAGAAGCUGUUUUGUAAAUAACUUAAAACUAGAAAUAAGAUUAUUUGGCCGCUACUUAAUGCCUGAUAAUUUACAAAAUGAGGAAGUCAGCUUCAAGUCGACUUAAGAGACUCUGCACAGCAUCAUUUUACAACCUUGGCUCCCACCCAGGCCUCUGACCAACAACCUGCUUACAAUGUGCUCAAAGGAUCAGCCCUUCCGUGCCCGGCAUCUCUCUUAAUGGCAGGUUUCAAAGAGGAGCCGUGGCAGAGCAGCAGUUACUCAAAGCUACAGGUGUGCAGUGCAGUUUAAGGUCACACGAUUGGGUAUCUGUUCCACCAGCCUCGGGGAACACAGGUAGGUCCGCUUGUUUCAACAUCAAAGCCAGGGUCUGCCACGGAAUCAGGAGGGAGCAGCAGUGAAUGGAUGGACCCAACGCUUCCAGCUGCUCCCUUCACCCCGCCGGCCAUGACCUGGAGAACCUUCACAGUAUGUUCUAUCCGUGAUGAGAGUCUGCGUCCUCAGAAUGCGAGCUGGGCCUGGUGGGAGCGUGGCCUCUUGAGCUUUUAGCUGACACCAGGCAUCGUCUAGAAAUGUCUGCCUGCUCGCCCCCACCAGAGGAAGGGCAGGUCCUAGACUUACCUCAGGUGGCCUUGUGGGUAGGUCUGAUUCCAAAUCAUCUCUCUGAAGAGUCCAUACGAAUUUGGUAUCCUUUUUCUUUUUUGUUAAUACAAAAAAAAAUCUAGCUAAAAACACAGAUACUCCCGUGUCAUCAAAAUGCCUUCGGCCCUGGUCUGUGUUCGUGAGACUCACCUGAAGAGGGAAGAGAAUGCUCACCGCAGUCUCUCUGUAUGAGGCUGCUGGGAACAAAUACAUUUAGGAUAUGGACCUAUAACAGAAUGACAAUACUAGGUGUCAGCUGUAGCUGUGUUUAAAAAAUAACUUGGACAUCUUUUUGUGGAAAAGCCUGGCCUUGGAUGGUCACUGAAUCUAACCCUUCACUUUAUGAUGCGGAAACAGGUCCAUGGAGACUGCAGCCCCGGGGUCAGUGCCUUUCCUUCCGGAUCAGGCUCUCAGAUCCAGGCAGGGCUGUCUUCUUACGCAGCCCCGGCCCCACCUGUAAGUCUUAUGAGCUCCGCACGAGCAAUAAAUAAAUGGGUGAGAAUAACUGUCCAACUAGGUCUCUAUGUGAGAAAGGGUCUUCUACAGAGCAGAGGGGUCGCAGGUGAGCCGAUGCCGCUCAGUUCUGGCUGUUGAGGUGGGUGUAUAACCCACCCAGUCCCAUACUGAAGGUAGAAGCAACAAGUGAGCCAGCCGGUCACUAGCACCGACGCGGUCGUGAACGGGUUCCCCGAGGGGCAGAUUUGGCAGAUGAGCUUUCACUGGAUAUAAAGGGUCGGAAGGCUAGAAAAAGAUGUACAAAAAGGAAAGGCAGGUGUUCUGUAGGCAUCCGUCACCUGUCCUUCAGCCAGCCACUGAGAAACCUGGAAGAGAGCUUUUCAAAAAGUGUUGCUGCGGCUCUUAGAGCAAGUGCGUUUUCCAGAAUGGACAUGCUACAAAAGCAACCGGAAGUGAAAGGCACUUUUUCUUCUAAAUUGUUGCCUUCAAUAAUUUCACUAACUCUUGUCAACAAUUUUCAGAUGGGCCUGCUUAUUAAAAAUAAAAGAUCUGUGCUGAGACAUCCGAGGACGUGACAAAGGUAACGCCCCUCGGAGAACACCUAGCAUAUCAGAAUAUAAAAACGAUGCCUCCCGGAGUCUGAUGUCUUUUAAUCACCUGUAUGAGGUGAGCAAAAAGGUGCUCUAGACAUACGAGUGCUCUGCUAACACAACGAGGACACCUUGCAGGGCGCGCUAGCGAGCGGCUCCGGGCGGUUUGGUUUGCGUUGGGGCCACCUGCUCCCCGGGGGAACCUGCUCUCAGAACACACCAGGAGGCGGGGACUCUCGUGGGGCUGCCUGCACACCCGCGGCCUGGCUUCGUCUUCUUCCUGACGGCGUGGACAGCGCCAUCAGGUCUCGCUCUGGGGCCGGCACAGUCACUCUUCAGACUUGUACUCCCGGCUCUUGGAAAGCACGCGCUCGUAGAACAGCAGGUAGGCGCUGGAGGACAGGACCUCCUGCAGGCUGGCCUUGCGGACGGUGUCGUCGGAGAUCCACAGCCACUGGUUGCUGGUUGAGAGAGGGUUCUUGGCCGAAGGUGGGGACCGUCGGUAAGUCACGAAGUGUCCGGAGUGCAUGUCUCCAUGGUGGACGACAACCGCCAUCAGCCGGAAGAGGUACGUGGAGGAGCUGACGGGUAGGAACAAAUGCCAGUGGUUUACAAAAGCAAAAAGUAAAACAAUCCUAGAUAUUCAACGACAGGGGGCUGCUACAAUGGUACAUCCGUACAAGUGAAUGCUACACAGCCAUUAAAAUACAGACCUAUAUUUACUGGUACGAUGCCCAUUCUAUGAGUGUCUGUAUAAGUGCGCGCACACACAUUACAGAGUGGAAGACAUUAAGGAUUUAACUGGCGAUCUAGGUGGUAUCCCAAGAUAUUAAAAAUUUUCUGCUUUAUACUCUUUCUACAUACAUUCAUACAUGUAUGCACACAUACACAUAACAUAUAUUUAACUUUUAUAAUUCUUAUAUUUAUAGUGACUUCCAUUUUGGACAGACAGAAACAGGAAUGCAUAAUAAUGAAGUUCCACCUAUAAAUGAAAGACAGCCAUCUCCACACUCAUUCACUUCGUGAAGAGCUAAUUUUUGAAACCCAGAGAAACAGCAGCCUCCACGGAAUGAAGGCUGCCUCUGAAGAGUGGCUCACCUGUAGUCCGGAACCACCGGGAGGGGGAAGGGCAUUGGGGCUGGCAGGGUGGGCAACAAAGAUGGGGAGCAGGCACCAUUCAUAAAAAUUUGGGUUUUGGGGACCCCUGGCUGAUUCAGAACUGCAAGAGAAAAAGGCCCGAGGCAGUUAAAAUUAGCAACGGGUGUGGGUAAGCAAAACAUGGUUUUGAUUACUGAUUACGCUGAAAUGUAACUACCCAAUAAUGCUACAAAGAAAAUAUAAAUAUUUCUUUUUGUUACUGUAAA
Messenger RNA from Myotis myotis, 5504 nucleotides. It is a transcript of the gene ALKBH2, whose product is annotated as alkB homolog 2, alpha-ketoglutarate dependent dioxygenase. The transcript is spliced from 4 exons. Gene Ontology annotation, biological process: DNA repair. Bases 1132 to 1914 code for a protein of 260 amino acids. The record is from RefSeq and is a predicted model, not a curated record. Lineage: Eukaryota; Metazoa; Chordata; Mammalia; Chiroptera; Vespertilionidae.